AAUCUGCGGCGGCCUGGAAAACUGACGGGGGCGCAAGGCGCCGCUCUCUCUCGGGUCAGGCUCUCGGUUCUCGGCUCGGCUCCCGGCUCCCGGCUCCCGGCGCCCGGCGCCCGGUGCCCUGCGCGGAGCUGUUCCUCAAACAGCGCGCAGCCAAGGGCGGUGGGAUCCGCCCGCAGUCCGCAGCCCCACUGAGCCCGGAGGCCGCCGGGAUGGAGCCGCCGCUCCCGGUCGGAGCCCAGCCCCUUGCCGUAUCCACCAGAGGGAAGGGGGAGGGGAGGCCGCGCAGGGCGGGAGGGGCGGGGGUCGGCGGGACUGCGGAACGCGGCAGAGGGGUGGGUGGUCGGUCGGACUCAGAGGCAGAGCUGAGCCGAGGAGGGGGGCCGGCGCGGGAGGCGAUGCCUUGGGCACCCAGGAGGGCGGGCAGAGGGGCGGGAGCCUCCCUCCACCCCGCACCGCGCCACCCCUCCCCGGCCGCGCUUCUGGAGGAGACCCUUGACUGUCGCCCACAUACUGUUGAGGGUAUGGAGAUGAAGGGUGCUCUCCGGGAGCCCUGCUUCCUGACGCUAGCCCAAAGGAACGGGCAAUAUGAGUUAAUAAUCCAGUUGCGCGAGAAGGAACAGCAUGUUCAAGAUAUCAUUCCUAUAAAUAGCCACUUUAGAUGCGUUCAAGAAGCAGAAGAAACUCUUUUGAUUGAUAUAGCUUCAAACAGUGGCUGCAAAAUUCGGAUUCAGGGAGACUGGACCAGGGAGCGCCGCUUUGAAAUCCCUGAUGAGGAACAUUGUUUGAAGUUCCUCUCAGAGGUCCUUGCUGCUCAGGAAGCUCAGUCACAGCUUCUUGUUCCAGAGCCAAAGGACUCAUCUAGCUGGUACCAGAAAUUAGACACUAAGGACAAACCUUCUGCUUUUUCAGGGCUUCUUGGAUUUGAGGAUAAUUUUUCAUCUAUGAAUUUGGACAAGAAAAUUAAUUCACAAAAUCAUCCUAUAGGGAUUCAUCGGGAACCCCCACCUCCACCCCCUUCUGUGAAUAGAAUGCUUCCACGUGACAAAGAAGCUCCUAAUAAGGAACAGCCCAAAGUGACCAACACCAUGCGGAAGCUCUUUGUACCAAAUACCCAGUCUGGGCAGCGAGAAGGUCUCAUCAAACAUAUCCUGGCAAAGCGAGAGAAAGAAUAUGUCAAUAUUCAGAAUUUCAGAUUUUUUGUUGGAACGUGGAACGUGAAUGGCCAGUCUCCAGAUAGUGAGCUGGAACCUUGGCUGAACUGUGAUUCGAAUCCUCCUGAUAUCUACUGCAUUGGAUUCCAAGAGCUGGACUUGAGCACAGAAGCCUUUUUCUACUUUGAAUCUGUGAAGGAACAAGAGUGGUCCAUGGCUGUAGAGAGGGGUUUGCAUUCCAAAGCCAAGUAUAAGAAAGUUCAGCUAGUCCGCCUUGUUGGGAUGAUGCUCCUCAUAUUUGCCAGAAAGGACCAGUGGCAAUAUAUCCGUGAUGUUGCUACGGAAACAGUUGGAACUGGAAUCAUGGGGAAAAUGGGAAACAAAGGUGGGGUAGCUGUGAGAUUUGUAUUUCACAACACUACCUUUUGCAUUGUCAAUUCUCACCUGGCUGCCCAUGUGGAGGACUUUGAGAGAAGGAACCAAGAUUAUAAGGACAUCUGUGCACGAAUGAGUUUUGUGGUCCCAAAUCAGACACUCCCACAGCUGAACAUCAUGAAACAUGAUGUUGUCAUCUGGUUGGGAGAUUUGAACUAUAGGCUUUGCAUGCCUGAUGCCAAUGAAGUGAAGAGUCUUAUAAACAAGAAUGACCUUCAGAGACUCUUGAAGUUUGACCAGCUAAAUAUUCAGCGCACACAGAAAAAAGCUUUUGCUGACUUCACUGAAGGAGAAAUCAAGUUUAUCCCCACUUAUAAGUAUGACUCUAAAACAGACCGAUGGGAUUCCAGUGGGAAAUGUCGGGUUCCAGCCUGGUGUGACCGGAUUCUUUGGAGAGGAACAAAUGUUAAUCAGCUUCAUUACCGGAGUCAUAUGGAACUAAAAACCAGUGACCACAAGCCUGUUAGCGCCCUCUUCCAUAUUGGGGUGAAGGUUGUGGAUGAACGGAGGUAUCGGAAAGUGUUUGAAGAUAUUGUACGCAUCAUGGACAGAAUGGAAAAUGACUUCCUUCCUUCCUUGGAGCUCAGCAGGAGGGAGUUUGUGUUUGAGAAUGUGAAGUUUCGGCAACUACAAAAGGAGAAGUUCCAGAUCAGCAACAAUGGACAGGUUCCCUGCCAUUUUUCUUUCAUCCCUAAACUUAAUGACAGCCAGUACUGCAAACCAUGGCUUCGGGCUGAACCUUUUGAGGGCUACUUGGAGCCAAAUGAGACCGUGGACAUUUCCCUUGAUGUGUAUGUCAGCAAAGACUCUGUGACCAUCCUGAACUCAGGGGAAGAUAAGAUUGAAGAUAUUCUAGUCCUUCACCUGGAUCGAGGCAAAGAUUACUUCUUGACCAUUAGUGGAAAUUACCUCCCAAGUUGCUUUGGUACAUCCUUAGAGGCUUUGUGCCGAAUGAAAAGACCAAUCCGAGAAGUUCCUGUAACCAAACUCAUAGACUUGGAAGAAGACAGCUUCCUAGAAAAGGAGAAAUCCCUUCUGCAGAUGGUUCCCUUGGAUGAAGGUGCCAGUGAAAGACCCCUUCAGGUCCCCAAGGAGAUCUGGCUUCUGGUAGAUCACUUGUUCAAAUAUGCCUGCCACCAGGAGGAUCUGUUCCAAACCCCUGGAAUGCAGGAGGAGUUACAGCAGAUCAUUGAUUGUCUGGAUACUAGCAUUCCCGAGACAAUCCCUGGCAGUAAUCACUCUGUGGCUGAAGCACUGCUCAUUUUCCUGGAGGCCCUGCCAGAACCCGUCAUCUGUUAUGAGCUGUAUCAGCGAUGCCUUGACUCUGCUCAGGAUCCCCAGAACUGUCGACAGGUGAUUUCCCAGCUUCCGAGAUGCCAUAGAAAUGUUUUCCAUUACUUGAUGGCAUUCCUUCGAGAACUCUUAAAAUUCUCUAAAUACAACAAUGUCAGCGAAAACAUGAUCGCUACUCUCUUCACUAGUCUUCUCCUAAGGCCUCCACCCAACCUCAUGGCAAGACAGACUCCAAGUGACCGUCAACGUGCUAUCCAGUUCCUUCUGGGGUUUCUUGAGAGCGAUGAAGACUAAUAAGCCUUUACCUCUUACUACUCUCCAAGGUUCUAGAGGCGGAAGGUCUCGGGCACUAAGUAUUUCAGAAUGGUUUGAAAAGUCAUGCCACAGGAAGGGGCAGUUGCAGAAUUUUGAGGCUGUUGGCAUGAAAAAGUUGUUUCUAGUGCAAAAGGAAAAGAGUUUCCUAAUCCCUCCCUUACCAUAUCCUGCACAGCAAAAUACUUUUAGACUCACAUUGCCAAGCCAAAGGUACCAUAUUUUGGUGUUUUUGUGUUCUCUCUUUAUAAGGCAAGAGAUCUAUAUCUACACUCCUUUAUCUGGGAAGUGUUUGUUGCCCUCCUGCCAGCUAUCAUGAUUGUCCUUAGCACCCUAGGCCUAGAUUCUGAGAUGUUCCCAUUCUAGGUCUGCAAGCACUAUGUGCUCUAGCUCAGACUAGUCUGUAGUCCUUCGUCUAAAGCACUUUUGCCCGGCCCCCUCCCAUAUCACCUCUUUGCACUCCACUCCACUAGUACUAUUAUGUCGAAGGAAGUCUGGGUAAAGCUAGUGACUCCUCGGGUGUCCCCAACAGUGAGUUAACUGUCUACAUGUGGUUGUGACAUGCAUUUGUGCAUUUCUACUACAGUGGCAUCUGUAUGUCUCUGUAACAUUGUCCUUGUCAUGGAUCAACACUAGGUGGAACCGUAUUCUCUUGUCUCCAACCACAUUGAGUAGCAGAACUUUAGGGACUGUCAGAGAUGCCAUCCCAUUGAUGUGAGAGAAUCACGAUCAGAGUGGAAGCACUUUGAGCGUUUCAAGAGUGAGAAUAUUCAUGUUUGACAGGUCCUGCUUUCUACCAUCCCUUUUCUGUUUUUAUUCAAAUUGUACAUGAGAACUCAUCCUGGUUGUCUGUGGGACCUGUUUCCCACUUACACAUCCAUCUCCAGAGCAAUGCUUGCAUCAAAGUCAAAAAGGCAGUCUGCAUCUCAGGUGGGCCUCUCCAGCGAUACUGCUCCUUCCUUCAGCAAGGCUGUUGUGGAUAACCCUUAGAACCCCCUCUCUGGUCUUCUGAAAUACCAGGGGGUAGAUGUUGCCCCCUCUCCCGUCAAGGCUGGUUCUGGGCUCUAUGACCAGCUCCCCAUGGUUUCUAGUCACCUUAUCCAGUGUUAUGUAAAAGAGACUAUGCAGUGGGACCAAUGAAGCCCCUUUCUCUCCCACCCAAGACAACCCUCUGAGCAUUUCAUUCACUCAAGCUCUGUGGGGAGCAUUGUUGUUGUUUUUGUUGUUUUUUAAUUAUUCUGUGUUGGUUGGCAAACCAGCCACCAGCCACUAACUGCAAAACUACCUGAUGUAGUUGGCUUCUUCCUGGUUUUCUUUCAUUAACCACCCUGAGUUAACUCAUUCUUGGCUGUUAACAUUAAAUCCAAGGAGCCUAAUGUAUAGGCUUUGUGUCUGGUCUUGGGCAUUGACUCCUGACUCUUCUAGCACAUUGAAGGAGAGAGCCAGGGGAAACACCACUGCUGAAUGGUUCUUCAGUUCCCCCCAUCUCUUGUAAGUUGAGUUCUGUGGGGAAGAAAAGGUAUGUAUCCUGUGAUAUACUGGUUAAAGCCUUUCUUGAUAGGGAGUUAUGGAACUAGGAGUUAAGUUCUCUGUGCCAAACAGCUGCAGAUCUGAUAGAUCGGAGGCUAGGUAUUGAACUUAGUUAAUAGAAGAUUAUAGGCAGAAUGCUUUUGCCAUCUCCACUAGGCCAGAAGGUGAUCAUAGAGGCAGAUUAUUGAAUCUGGGGCAAGGUCGUUACACAAAGACAGGGAGAUGCCUGUCCUGGACACAUUGUCUAGUAUAUUGCCAACCUGGGACCUUUGGGUGAUCAAGGAUGUGGUUGGUGGGGGGUGUAGGCAGCAUCCUGUUUCCUCAUAAGACAGGCAGAUGCACCAAAUUUGUUUAGUGCCUCUACAUUUUUCCAGCUCUGGCCCUGGGAUGUACACUGCAUUAAGGGUUUGAGACAAUCUCUAGGUAGGGGAGACAGAAAUAGAGUAGACGGAAGAAAUCUGCCUCCCUACUGUGCCUACUCCAGCACGCCAACCUCUGAUUCCUAAGUAACUCUAAUGUGCUAUUUAUUUCAUAGCUCCUGAAGUAAGGAGUUCAGAUUCAACUGGUAGAGAAGGACUCCACAUCUAUUGUUUUAGGGAAGAAAUGGCUCGAACCUAUAUGGUGACAUUGCAUUAGUAUCCCUUUCACUGUUUUCUGACUCUUAUUCUGUAAUUGUUAUAUUUCUCAAAAAUGUCUUGGUCACUAAGCAAAGCUGCUAGUGGGAUUCUGUAUUUUGUGUCAUCUUUUUUAUUAUAAUUUAUUGCAAAUGUUUUUCUGAAUAAAUAUAUGUUGUGUGAAAAAUCA
This is a messenger RNA of Panthera uncia (snow leopard), 5525 nucleotides long. It is a transcript of the gene OCRL, whose product is annotated as OCRL inositol polyphosphate-5-phosphatase. Lineage: Eukaryota; Metazoa; Chordata; Mammalia; Carnivora; Felidae. Gene Ontology annotation, molecular function: phosphatidylinositol-4,5-bisphosphate 5-phosphatase activity; inositol phosphate phosphatase activity. The record is from RefSeq and is a predicted model, not a curated record. Gene Ontology annotation, biological process: phosphatidylinositol dephosphorylation; signal transduction. Bases 210 to 3173 code for a protein of 987 amino acids. The transcript is spliced from 23 exons. Gene Ontology annotation, cellular component: membrane; cytoplasm.